AGCAAAAACACAUUACCAACUUUACGCCUCUCUAUCGUUCCCACAAACAAUGGCAAGGAGGAAUGCCAUGCUCUUGGCCCUGCUAUUUCUAUCAUGCGCAGUGCUCACACAGGGCCAACAAAUACGCCCCUUAACAUCAUUCCAAUCAGACCCUAAAACCCUUUCAGAAGCCUCAACUGAUUUCGGUCACAUAGUUCACAAAACCCCUACACUAGUUUUGGAGCCGUCUUCGGUCAGCGACAUCUCUGACCUCAUAAAGCAAUCAAACUCUCGUGCCACCCCCUUCACCAUCGCCGCGAGGGGGCAUGCCCACUCGUAUCUCGGGCAAGCCAUGGCUGAGGGUGGGGUCGUGGUAAACAUGACCGAGCUCAACCGGUUCAGAAACGGGUCAGGGAUUGUUAUAACAUGUGGUGGUGGUGGUGGUGGCGGUAGUGGAGGUAAUUGUUAUGCGGAUGUUGGGGGUGAGCAGUUAUGGAUUGAUGUGUUGCAUGCAUGCCUUCAACGUGGUCUCUCGCCGCUCGCUUGGACUGAUUACUUGUAUUUGACAGUUGGUGGUACGCUGUCUAACGCUGGGAUCAGUGGCCAAGCCUUUCGAUUUGGACCUCAGAUCUCUAAUGUCCUUGAAAUGGACGUUGUUACCGGGAAAGGAGACCUUGUUACUUGUUCUGCCAACAUGAACUCAGAGACAUAUUAUGCCGUUCUUGGGGGAUUAGGUCAAUUUGGGGUGAUAACAAGAGCAAGAAUACUUCUAGGACCUGCACACACCAGGGCAAAAUGGCUCCGUUUGAUUUACACCGAUUUUUCCGCUUUUUCUGGAGAUCAAGAACAUUUGAUCUCAUUCAGUGGAAGUAGUGACACUAAUGCAUUUGAUUAUGUAGAAGGCAUGCUUCUCCUGAAUCAGCAGCCACUUGACCUUUCCUUUUUUCCAACACCAGAUCAGCCUAGGAUAACUUCCUUGGUAUCUCAAUACGGCAUCACCUACGUCCUUGAACUAGUCAAAUAUUAUGACAACAAUUCUGAAGCACACAUUAAUGAGGAAGUUGCAAAUCUGGUCAAAGGUUUGAAGUUUGUUCCUAAUUUUAUGUUCAAAAAAGAUGUGUCGUACGAGGAGUUUCUCAACAGAGUUCAUGAAGAUGAGCUAGCUCUUAGGUCAAAAGGACUUUGGGAUCUUCCUCAUCCUUGGUUGAACAUGUUCAUUCCAAGGUCCAGAAUUUCAGAUUUCAAUGAAGGUGUGUUCAAGGGCAUUAUUCUAAAGCAAAAUCUUACCGCCGGAAUCGUACUAGUCUACCCGAUGAACCGAAAUAAGUGGGAUGAUAGGAUGUCAGUAGUUACACCUGAUGAAGAUGUCUUCUACACUGUAGGUCUUUUGCAAACUGCUGCAAAUGGGGGUGAUGAGGUGCAGAAAUAUCAGGCUCAAAACCAAGAGAUACUGCAGUUUUGUAAAGGUGCAGGCAUUAAGAUCAAGGAAUAUCUCACUGGUAACAAAACACAUGAAGAAUGGGUGGAACACUUUGGCCCCAAAUGGAAACUUUGGGAAGAUAGAAAAGCUGAAUUUGAUCCCAAAAGAAUCUUGUCACCUGGACAAGGGAUUUUCUAAUAAAUAGCUAGCAUCUAGAUAGGAACGAAUUGGAUUAGGAGGGAUUUUCUAAUAAAUAGCUAGCAUCUUGCUAGGAAUAAAUUGGAUUAGGAGUUACCGUUUGAACCAACUUUUUUAUGUCUUAAAAGUUACUUUAAAGUUUAAUAUAAAAGUUUUAAGAAAAU
Messenger RNA from Lotus japonicus, 1761 nucleotides. Its product is annotated as cytokinin dehydrogenase 3-like. The transcript is spliced from 5 exons. The record is from RefSeq and is a predicted model, not a curated record. Bases 50 to 1597 code for a protein of 515 amino acids. NCBI's taxonomy places the organism in Eukaryota, Viridiplantae, Streptophyta, Magnoliopsida, Fabales, Fabaceae. Gene Ontology annotation, biological process: cytokinin metabolic process. Gene Ontology annotation, molecular function: FAD binding; cytokinin dehydrogenase activity.